AUGCCGAGUCUUGUUCCCGGAUGCGAUGAGGCAACGCCGAAGUGCAGCCGCUGUGCCAGGUCAAACCAGGAGUGCAGAUAUCGAGACCGGACGGACAUUCUGUUCCGAAAUCAGACCGACAUUGCCGCGCAGCGUGCCGAAGACUCCUGGAGGAGGCGUUCCAAGUCGUUCCUCGACGCUUCUGGUGAAAGCAGCACUACACGUAGGCUUGCAGCAGGCGGCCAUCAAAGGAAUUCUCCAGAAAAUCAGCAAGCACGCUCCAAUGACAGUGGCUCUAGUGUCUCACCCAGUACGUCACAUGGCCCGGGCCACACUUAUUUCGAUAAUGUAAGAGUGGCGUCGCCUCUCGGGCGUUCGAAGCUGCCCAUACCCACGUCACCAAGGCAAGACCUGCGUCACUUGGCUUACCAGCGAUUCGUAUAUGAUUUCGUUGUAUUUCCGGAUCCCAACAAGCCACUAGAAGAACCGUCAGAUGCUUUGUUCAGUUUUGUUCCCCUUCUCUAUGAGAAUGCUCAUCCGCAAUCCUGUCUAGUCACCGUAGUCAACGCUGUUGCUUACAUAAACUUUGCCAACAGACGCGAUGUGCCUCAAGCGAUGGCGUUGGCAGAGGAAAGCUUCGGUGAAGGUAUAAAGAUGUUAUCGAGAAUGAUUGCGAAUGAGGAAACCGCGGCCUCCGAUGAGGCUCUAUGUUCAGUUCAUCUUAUGGGUAUCUUCGAGACGCUGACUAAAUUUCAACGACAAGGGUCUUUUGCAGCACAUCAGCACGGAGCGAAUGCGUUGCUUCAAUUGCGCACAAUUGAGAAUUACUACCGCAGCCCCAUCUCAGCCAGGCUGUACGAAGUUGCAUAUGCUCAGAUGCUACUUGCCAGCUUACAAGCCGCCACUAUACCGCCGAUUCCAGUUCAAGACCUGCCUAGCGUGCGCAUGUAUCUGCCCAGCUUUUGCACGGGCUCUGGGAUUUUCGUCAUUGGAUUGAUCUGGAAGUCUGCCCAGCUACACGCCAUGUGGCAUGAAACAAAGCGCAGCGUUCCGCAGCCUAGUAAUCGUCUUGAGUUACAGGAAACCUUGCAACUCGCUCUCGAUCUUGAUGCCGAAUUCCAAGUAUGGGAGUCCGACCUACCCCCGCCUUGGAAGUAUGUCAUGGAACCCAACAGUCCGGACGCACAGAUCAAAUACAGUAGCAAGUGGCAAAGGCUGGUAUUGACAAGCCGUGGCGCGCCAACUGAGAUCCACACAUACACUACAUUAAAAAUAUGUUCCAUGUGGGGAUACUAUCGUACGAGCCGGAUGUUUCUACUGCGCGACCUUCUCGAGAUGUUGAGCUGGAUGUCUAGGUUACCGGAGACGGAGCCAAGGACGUCAUUGACGCGUACAUGGAGACGCUUGAAAUACAGACUGCCCGACACAGAACAAUUCGCCGAUGAAAGCACUGUGACUGCUUUGGAUGACACUACAACGCGCCUCCUCCGAUCGUCUAUCACAAGAUCCAUCAUUCAGACCAUCGAGGAGACGUGCUCUUCCAUUCUUGGCACUCUCACUGUUCCGGUGUAUGGAAAGUCGCCCGAGGAUGUGAUGGGAAUGAAAGGGCAUGUCAUCGUGUGGCCAUUGAGUACCAUGGAUGCUAUACUCAGUUCUGGACUAGUGCUGGAUUCAAACGGAUUUGCCCGGUCGAGCGCUACUCCGCAAUCUUCAUCGACAGGCGCACUAUCUGGACAGGGCUCUACAGCGGCUGGGCAAGCCGGGAAUGCUUUCUACCAUGACACUUCCUUGGCCACCGCUGCUCACGGAUUCAGUUCUCUGCCAUCAAUAACGCGAUCGCCGGAACCAUACGACUCAACGCAGGCACCACCAAGUGCACCACAUGUGCCUGUUACGUCCGAAAGGCAACCACACCCUUUUGAUUCCAUGCCAAUACACCCAAAUGACCGCCCGGUUGACCAAAUAGGAAUAAUAGCUUCCGAAACAAUGGAUAUUACAGCAAAGCGAGAGUGGUUGAACAGCAUGCUGUAUUACAUCGGAACAGAAUUGGGUAUAAAAAAGGCCAUGGCCGUUCCAGUCCUCGAAGGAUACAUGUCCAUCAUACAGACCCGUGUCAACAUCAUCCUUGGACGAUGA
Molecule: messenger RNA, 2115 nt
Organism: Parastagonospora nodorum SN15
Lineage: Eukaryota; Fungi; Ascomycota; Dothideomycetes; Pleosporales; Phaeosphaeriaceae
Exons: 4
Coding region: 1-2115 (704 amino acids)
Biological process (GO): regulation of DNA-templated transcription
Molecular function (GO): DNA-binding transcription factor activity, RNA polymerase II-specific; zinc ion binding
Source: RefSeq, a predicted model, not a curated record